Hirsutella rhossiliensis is the source of this 6489-nucleotide messenger RNA. Its product is annotated as autophagy-related protein. Lineage: Eukaryota; Fungi; Ascomycota; Sordariomycetes; Hypocreales; Ophiocordycipitaceae. Gene Ontology annotation, cellular component: extrinsic component of membrane; phagophore assembly site. The coding region runs from base 1 to 6489 and encodes 2162 amino acids. Gene Ontology annotation, biological process: autophagy of mitochondrion; reticulophagy; autophagosome assembly. Gene Ontology annotation, molecular function: phosphatidylinositol-3-phosphate binding. The record is from RefSeq and is a predicted model, not a curated record. The transcript has 6 exons.
AUGCCCAAGAGGCUGCUGCGAUAUGCUCUCUCGCGCCUGGAGCUGCUCGAUGCCGACGCCCUCGAUAUGGACAACCUCGAUUUCGCCCUCGGCCGCAACACCGUCUUCGAGUUUAGGGAUGUUGGAAUCAAGUUAAAGAAACUCGAGAAACUGCUUCAACUCCCCGCCGCCAUCCAACUUUCGCGGGCCAAGGUCCUGCUUCUCAGAGUCACAGUGCCGAUGGACUUCUACACCAGCCCGAUAACAGUCGAGGUCGAGGGAGUUGAGGUCAGACUCAAAGUCGACGGAGCCGAGCGCGAUAAUCCGGGCAACGAGACGCCCCUGUCGGCCGCCCCUCCCGCCGACGUGGUGCCCAACACUGUAGAUCUGGCCCAGUCAUUUCUUGAGAUGCAGCCUUCGUCGGAGCGGAAACGGUUGGAGGAGGCCCUCGUGGCCGAGACGCAGGAUCUCGGCGCCUCCGUCUCCGUUAGCGACGACGACUGCGGCAGCGAAGAUGAGCCCAACGCUUUCGGCACCGGUCAAGCGCUGUCACUGCCCGAUUUCUUGGCCGACUUCUUACAGGGCAUCGUGGACCGUACGCAGAUUAAGAUCAGGUGCGUCAGGUUUCAGCUCGACAUGGAAGUUCCAGCCGCCGAUACAAGCUCGCCCUCGGCGCUCGAACCGGUGUCGUUCCAGAUUGCCCUCGAAAGUAUCGAAGUCGAGGGUGUCACCACGGCCGUCGAGGGAAAAGACUCGUCGGUGCCGGCCAUCGUACCGAAAGAAGGGAAGCGACACAUUUCGCUAGCCAACGUUCGCGCAUGUCUAAUCUCCGAGGCCAACGUCUUCUCCGCGCUGAGCCGCUCGCCGUCUAUGCCAUCACCCUCCACCGCCUCUUCCUCUCCCGUCAUGACGCGAACCCCCCCGUCUCGGCAGUCCACGUCGCUGCUGUCGCAGGGAAGCUUCCGCGAGCAGCCCAUGGCCUCUCUGCAAGAAAGUUUUCGUGAACGUCUUUCGGUCCGCCACAAAUCUCCGGACUUGGAGGAACAUCCCCUCGGCGAUAGCGAAGAGGCCCUGGGAAUCCCGUACGAGUUUGAUGACGAGAGUCCCCCGACGCCGCGAGCCUCGACGUUGCUCCAGGAACCCAGCACGUCGUCUAGGGAGUCGUCAAUUUCGACGUUGGCACAUGAGCAGCAGCAGGAACCGGAACAAUUAAACGACGCAUCGGCUUUGGAAUUCGAUCACGGACGACUGCCUUUACGACUAGUUGAAGCAGGAGGUCCAGACGGCAGUGACGAUGACAGUGAACUUAGCGUUCCCUUGCCAGGGCACAGUCGCUCAAUGGAAGAUCUCACCGAGUCACACUUAUAUACCCAUGAGGAAGCCGAGAGCAUGUACCUAAGUGCUUUUUCCACUGCAGAACCUGGGGCAUCGGCCAGUGUCUCGCGCCUUGCGCUGUCGCAGGAGAACGACCGGGGGAAAGCAGUCGUAGACCUCGCAACCCCAGCGGCUGCGUCGCGCAGCCCCCGAUCAAUAAUGCCGGGAGCUUGGGGCGAAGAGUCAGAAAGCCCCCGCGAAUCCCAGCGUCGCACACACGAGAGAGCAGAGGAAGCAGAGACGGCCCUUCCGGCGUCACAGAACGCAAGCUCUGUCAUACCCUUGAGUGGUUUGGCGUCCGAUUCGGGCCACUCGGAGCCUGGUGCGCGACCGCCAGAGACGGAGGCCGAGGGGCGACUGGUUGAGCAGGACGACACACCGACGCCGCGAGGACCGUCGCGAGUUGUCAAAGAGAUAAUGCACCUUGAAAACGUAUCCAUCUACGUCCCAUCGCAUCAUCGGCACAUCCAAGUUCAAACUGGAGUGCCACCGCAGCCAGGCACCGCCCAACAGCCUCCGUCAUCGACCGCGUCUACCUACUCUGAACCACUUGGGACGGCGGCCUCGUCGAAAAGCCCUUCGGCGGUCUAUGAUGACGCCGUGGAAGUGGUGCUUUCGCCGCUGCAUGUUUACUUUGACACUUCACUAGGAAUUUUAAUCGCCAUGGCCUUUGAUAAGUUACUCAAAGCUGUCAAGUACGAAGAGCCCGCUAGUGUGGGAAAGCCGCGGCGGCGACAAGCAAAGAACGAGGUCAAGAGGGUUCCCGAAUUCAGAUUCAUGGCCCAAGAGAUGUCUUUCAACUUUCUGAGUCAACUAAACGGAGUCGCUGACAUACCUGGACGACAUCUGAAUCCAUCGCCAUUCAUCCGCGACCACGAUGAUGUUCUCCUGAACGCCACCUUACAGAACCUUGCGGUUUCGACGUCUUCGACACGAGUUGAGACGCCGUCUGCCUCUGGCGACAAGGGAAGCGACCCAGCAAGUCAAGAUGCCGUGGUUACCAAGAUUGACCUUGAGCGAUUCCGCUUUGGCUACGCCGACAGUGACAUGAUUUCUUUCGAUAGCAGGCCGAUGACAACGUCGGUGAGAGACGUGUUCCUCAGUGACGGGCACGAUGUCGGCAUCAAGAUGAUUCACUCGGACGGGCUGAGUAAGACCGACGUGGAAACUCUUCCGCUCGUCGUGCAGCUCGACCUGCAACGCUUGGACGAGACAAUCGGCUGGUUUGGCGGACUCAGCAGCUUCCUCAACAUGAGCGUUUCCUCUGCAACUUCUGGCAUCAGCAGGUCCUCCUCGCCAGUCCUCAAACCUGUCGUUCACUUUGAAGCUCCCUCCACAUACCGCCGUAUCCAACACAGUGUAGAGGACAGUCGGUCGGCGGUUAUGAAGAACAAGAUUAACGUGCGAGUUGGUGGCGCCCUGGUCGAGCUCGCCGGCAGAGAAUGCAGUGUAGCUGCCGAGACGAAUGCAAUCAAAGUCGUCGGGAGGGACCAAGGCAUCGGAGUGGCAUGUGGCCGCAUUCGCUUUAUGGGGCCGUAUCUGAAAACCCCUUACACGCCAACAGGUGAUAAAAACAACGACUACCGUCACCACCAUCACUACCAAACCCCCCCUCUAACGACAGAAGUUGGCGGCCUGCGCCUCGAGCUUUCGCCAGUCCCCGAAGACAGAGACCUGGAGAAGCUUCUCGAGCUUAUCAUCCCCUCGAAAGUCAAGUUUGACGACGACGGCGGCGGCGAGAUUAUGGUCGAGACCCUCCUGCGACAGAGGCGAAAAGGCUCGGUGCUCAGAGUCACCGUCGAAACGGUCAACGUCCGUGUUGGGAGCCCGGCACAGCUGCUGCCGGCCUUGCCCAACUUGGUUGAGGAGAUUGCGAAACUGUCGACCACUGUGGCUGCCAAGUACCUCCCGGAGGAUGACCGACCCGGCAUUUUAACCCUGACCAGGCUUCAAAAACUAGAUGUAAGCGUCAAUGUUGGGGACAAGAUCGGCCUCUUGGAGAGCCAGUUGAAUGAAUUUGAGGUUGCCCACAUCACCGUCCCGUCGCUCGUCGCCGUCGCAGUCCGUGGAGUGUCGAUCCGACGCAACGGUGACGAGGACCUCAUCUGUUCCGAUCCUGUCCUUCAAGGCCAGCCAUUGUCAUCGCCCGAAGAGAGAGGUCCUGUUAUCAUGGCCAGGAUUAUCGGUGACGAGAUGGAACCGAUAAUCAAAGUGAAGCUUCGGGAACUGAGAAUCGAGUACCGGGUACCGACGAUAAUGGACGCCCUCGGACUCGACAACGACUCUGCCACCCCGCAGGAGUUUGAAGCCAGUCUCGCAGCCUCUGUCGCUAGCCUAGCAGAGCGCGCCCGUCUCCCCCUCCUCAGAACAAACGUGCAAAUAACCGAGACGGCAAGCGAGCAGCUGAGGCAGGAAAAAGAGAAGCCCACUGCUCUUGAUGUCGGGCUGCGCGACUGUCUCCUCGGGCUCAACCCUCUCAACCUGUCAUCUAAGCUAGUCCUGGCGCUGACAGACGCACGUGUCCAGGCGGACCUACCGUCAUCGAACGGUAUCACGACUGCGGCAGUACAUAUCAACAAAGCCUCCUUGCUGUUAACGGACAAUUUCGCUGAGACGGAGGUGGUGUCGACAAGCACAGGCGCGGCCUCCAGGGCAAAACGACGACGGCAUUCGGCGUCUGCAGCGUCCCCGCAAAUUGCGGACAUGUGCGCAAGGGGCUUCGUGGACAUUUGCUACAUAUCAUCUGCUAGAAUUGCAGCCACGGUGAAGCCAACCCGCGGCGACGAUGGGCCGUUGGACAACGGCAAGCAGGUCGAGGUCGAGCUUCGAGACGACCUAUUGGUCCUGGAGACGUGCGCCGACUCGACUCAGACACUCAUCGCACUAUUCAACGCCCUGAAGCCGCCCACGCCGCCGAGCAGGGAUGACAAGUACCGGACAAAGGUGGUGCCCGUGCAGGAUCUGUUGGCCUCCAUCUCAGCCGAGGCUUUUGGCAAGCCCGAGGGAGACUAUGAUUUCGAUCACGACUUUGCCGGGGCUCAGGAGUUGGCCGGCAGCCUGUCGGACGCAGACUACGGGAGCGGCAGCCGCCUAUUACCGCACGGCGGGUCAGACGUGUAUGACUCGCAGCUCGGCGGCGAGGAACUCUUUGACGCGACGGCGCAUGGGAUGUCGAUUGAUGAGACGACGAUGCAGGACACAGCCGAGGGCGUUCUUCUCACGGGAUUUGAUCAUCCGUCCCAGAAUGAGUCGUCUGUCAACGAUAGUGGCGACGACCUAGUCAUCCACGAAGACUUUUACGGCCGCGAUGAAGGCGCCAGUGAAAGCCAGACAGCAAAGCUAUGGAACUCGGUCAAAAACACGUACGACAGGGCGCCCGACGCCCUAUUCAAGUCCAGCCCGCUCCGGGUGUCAGUCAAGGAUGUCCACGUCAUCUGGAAUUUGUUUGACGGCUACGACUGGGCACGCACUCGCGAUGUCAUUACCAAGGCGGUCGAGGACGUCGAGGUCAAGGCGACAGAACGUCAACAGCAGAAAAACAAGCAGCAGUCGUCGAAGAUCGGUGGCGGCAGCGGGUUAGAGACCUACGAGGAGCAGGAUGAAGAUGAGGAGACCAUUGGCGAUUUCCUAUUCAACUCCAUCUACAUUGGCGUCCCACUGAACCGUGAUCCGCGGGAACUUACCCGGGCUAUAAACAAAGGACUCAACGACGAGGACGACACGACAGAAACGGAAUCGGUGGCCACGACCACGACCACGGCAACCAAGACGGCCUACCUGCAGUCCAUGCAGGGGCGCCAUCGUCGCGGCCGCCGCCUCCGCCUCCACCGCAGCAAGCACCACAAAAUCACCUUUGAGCUGCAAGGAGUCAGCGCGGACGUGGUCGCGUAUCCACCCCCCGAGGCGACAGCCGCAGGGGUCACAAGCCGGGGCGGCCAGGAGACACUGAGCAGCAUUGACGUUAGGGUCCAGACCCUCGACAUCUUCGACCACGUGCCGACCUCGACGUGGAAGAAGUUUGCCACGUACGAUCAGGACCAGGGAGAGCGCGAGAUGGGUACCAGCAUGGUCCACCUCGAGCUCCUCAACGUGAGGCCAAUACCCGAUCUGGCGGCCUCGGAGAUUGUCAUGCGCGCCAAGGUGCUGCCCCUCAGACUGCACGUCGACCAAGACGCCCUCGACUUUAUAACCCGCUUCUUCGAGUUCAAGGACGAACAAGGCGCGGGCCAGCCACCGUUGGCGCCCGCUUCGACGUCCGCCAGCGACAUUCCUUUCCUCCAGCGCGCCGAGGUCCUCGAUAUUCCUGUCAAACUCGACUUCAAGCCCAAGCGCGUCGACUACGCCGGCCUGCGGUCGGGCCACACAACCGAGUUUAUGAAUUUCAUUGUGUUGGAGGAGGCGCGCAUGGUACUGCGCCACGUCAUCGUCUACGGCGUCUCGGGUUUCGACCGCCUCGGCAAGACUCUCAACGACAUCUGGACUCCGGAUGUUCGGAGAAACCAACUGCCAGGCGUCGUGGCCGGCCUGGCGCCCGUGCGGUCCCUGGUCAACAUUGGCAGCGGUUUUAGGGACCUGGUGGAGAUUCCGCUCAAAGAAUACCGAAAGGACGGCCGCGUUGUCCGCAGCAUUUCCAAGGGCGCCGCCGCCUUUGCGCGCACGACCGGCACCGAGCUCGUCAAACUGGGCGCCAAGCUUGCCGUGGGCACGCAGUACGCCCUCCAGGGGGCUGAGGAGAUGCUGCUCGCGGAAAGAGCGACGGAGGGCGGCCGGGAAGCGGACGAGGACGACGAGGACUACGACGACGCGGAUCUGGGAGGGCUCGACGACGAAGACAAGAAGCAGAUCUCCCUGUACGCCGACCAGCCCACGGGAGUGCUGCAGGGAAUCCGGGGCGGGUAUCGGUCGCUGACCCGCGACGUGAACCUGGCCCGCGACGCCAUCAUCGCCGUCCCGGGCGAGGUCAUGGAGAGCCAGUCGGCUGGUGGUGCGGCGCGGGCGGUGCUGAGGCGCGCGCCCACCAUCAUCUUCCGGCCGGCCGUGGGAGUGACCAAGGCGAUUGGGCAGACGCUGCUCGGGGCGACCAACACAAUGGACCCGCAAAACCGGCGCCGGAUCGGCGAGAAAUACAAGCAUUGA